Molecule: messenger RNA, 1647 nt
Organism: Penicillium roqueforti
Lineage: Eukaryota; Fungi; Ascomycota; Eurotiomycetes; Eurotiales; Aspergillaceae
Gene: nimT
Product: putative tyrosine protein phosphatase MIH1
Exons: 4
Coding region: 1-1647 (548 amino acids)
Biological process (GO): protein dephosphorylation; G2/M transition of mitotic cell cycle; positive regulation of G2/M transition of mitotic cell cycle
Cellular component (GO): cytoplasm; nucleus
Molecular function (GO): protein tyrosine phosphatase activity
Source: RefSeq, a predicted model, not a curated record
AUGGAACACUCUUCACCUCUCGCUGCGAUGCAGCCUCCGUCGGUCAUGUUUGGCCAUUGCUUUCGUUCAGAGGCCUCCACUUAUCCCCUGGGCUCAAUGUCUGGAUUCGGUGGGAACCCGUUCAAUUUCAAGGAAUUGUCUAUGAAGAAGUCUACUUCGGACUACUUCAACCUGAAACCCAUUCGAGGAUCAUCCCCAACUGCCAGUCUGGCGGCGGACCUGUCUCAGAAUUUCCACAUUGAUCAGAGUCCUCAGUUGGCCACACCACGCCGGUCUUUGUUCACGGCCAGUAUGCUUGGUCAGGUCAAUGGACGAGAUGAUGUGAUGACCACCCCGCCGCUCCCAUCUUCUUCACCAGCUCCGGCUAUGGACCUGAUGGAUAUGUCGCCUCUGCCUCACAAGCCCGCAUUUUUUGUCACAGCAGAGAUCGAGAUCCAGUCGCCGACACCCGGGGGCAGUCCUAUGGAAUCACCCAUGGUGUCUCCGCUACCAAGCCCUCUUCAAGAGUCGCCCAUGGAGUCGCCUUUAUGCCCAACUGAAAAGCGACCUAACUUCCUGCGUCCGAGUCUGGCUAGAAGCAAGGCUCAGUCUUUCCAGCUUGGAUUGACCCGGCCGGCACCAGAGAGCAAAGCACCCCCCUUCCGAUUUGGAACCGGGGCCAAGACCACUCUGAGCACGUCCACUUCCCUGGAAGAUAUGUUUGGGGAUUCGCCCCCCCAUGAGCGUUCAAUCUCGCGCAACAAUUCUUCCACUCACCUGGCGCCGCCCCGUAUGCGGCCAUCCCUCCAGCAUGCCCGUAGCAGCGGCUCGCCCGUUCCCUGUUCAAUUCGCAAACCCGCUCACUCGAUGAUGCGUCCUCGCAAGCAAUGCCGACGAUCAUUGAGCAUGUUUGAGAACCCAGCAGAUGUUAUUGCCGAUAAAGAGGCCAAGGUAGCGACAAAUACACCCGUCCAGUCCAUCAGUGACAUUUCGAGUCCGCCCAGCAUGAAGCUGCCUCACUUCAUCCCUGAGGAUCGCGCGGACUCUCUGCCUCGCAUCGACAAGAGCACUCUUCUGGAACUCAUGAAUGGAAAAUUCAAUGAGCAUUUCGAUAACAUUCUCAUCAUUGACUGCCGCUUCGAGUAUGAGUAUGAGGGUGGCCAUAUCAAUGGUGCAUUGAACUAUAACGACAAGGAACGCCUCGCAGGUGAACUCUUCAAUGCCCCCCAGGCUCGCACUGCGCUUGUCUUGCACUGCGAGUACUCUGCCCACCGGGCUCCCAUCAUGGCCAAGUACCUGCGUCACCACGACCGCGCUAUCAAUGUUGAUACUUACCCUAACCUGUCAUAUCCUGAUAUGUACAUUCUGGAUGGUGGAUACAGCUCGUUCUUCGCUGAACAUCGCUCUUUCUGCUUCCCUCAGAACUAUGUCGAGAUGAGCGCCAAGGAGCACGAAUUUGCCUGCGAGCGUGGACUUGGCAAGGUCAAGCAGCGCUCCAAGCUGAACCGCGCCCAGACUUUUGCCUUUGGUGAACAAUCACCCCAGAUGGAGGACAGCCCAACCGGACGUUGCCGACUUGGCGAGGAUCGAAACCGCUACCCAAGCUCUCCCUUUUCUCAAAGCCCAGUGCCUGUUCGGACCCCUGGCCGUCGCAUGCUUUCCUACUAA